AUGUCAUAUGUCAUUAGUUUUGCUCAAGAACAUCUUCUUCCUCGUUGGGCCACUCCCGCCCGAGCACAUCCGGCCUCGCAGCCGCCGCUCCCUCCGCAACGCCCCACAGCAGCGCCCCACCACGCGGCCGACCCCGCGCCUCCAUCCCCCGCGCUCACCCUUGGCCCAGCCGCCGCCGGCCGCACGCCAAGCCGCUCCCGCUCGUCUCCUGGCCCGUCCGGCUCCAGGCCGCCUCAACACGCCCGCACGCGCCCCGCUUGGCCACCCCCGGCCCCCACGCCCAGAGCCGCCCACGACCGCGCCCCGCGCUCCGCCUCCACGCCAGGCAUCUGCCGCUCGCCUCCCGCUCCCAACGCGCGCCCGUGCUCGCUGCUCCUGCCCCGCACGCCAUCAUCCAAGCCGCCGCACGCCGUGCUGCUGCAGCUACACGGGCCAGCCUCGUACGCGCGCAAUCCCCGCCCGCGCCUGUGCUCCCCAUCAGGCCGCCGCCCUGCUCACCUGCGCACGCACGCGCUGCCAGCUCCAGUUCGAUCCCCAAGCUCCAACCCAACUCACGCAUCGAGCAGCCGCUCCGGUCAACCGGAUCUGGUGUUACUAGUGCUGAUCUAUCAAUCCCCCAAUUUUCGCGGUCUAAUUCUUCCUAUUUCUGCUCCAAUCGACGAAUUUCUUAAGCCAAUUUCCGCCCAGUUCAUCGUGUUCAUCAAAUUCGUGCUCACCGGCACUGCCGGCAAAAACAGAGCGGCACUGCCGCUGCGCCUCCACCACCACGCGCUCGCUCCACCAGGCAGCUUCCGCUCGCCGCACGCGCCCGCAUCAUCGCGCCAAACGCCGCCCGCCAACUCCCUGCCGGCCUCACGCGCCAAGCUCCGCCCGCCCGCUUGCUUGCAGCUUCCGCGAGCGCUGCCGCCUGGCCACCACCAUCCGCUGCACGCGCGCAGCCUGGCCGAGCCCCGCACCAGGCCGCUCCUCCGCUGGACGCCGGCCCAAGCCCCGCGCGCGCUCAGCCGCCCUUGGCCCUCCACUCCCGCCGCCAGCGCCCGCCAUCCAACCCACUGCGCACCUACCCGCCCGCCCUGCGCUGCUACGCAGGCCGCCACCAGCACCAACCAUCGACGCCCCGCCGGCGCUCGCUUUUCCCUUGCCCGCUUCCGCCCCCUGCUCCACUUGGUCAACCCGCCGGCCUCCAAAUCGAUUCGCUCGCGCGCAGCAGCGUAA
Molecule: messenger RNA, 1215 nt
Organism: Lolium perenne
Lineage: Eukaryota; Viridiplantae; Streptophyta; Magnoliopsida; Poales; Poaceae
Source: RefSeq, a predicted model, not a curated record